Molecule: messenger RNA, 1293 nt
Organism: Mycena indigotica
Lineage: Eukaryota; Fungi; Basidiomycota; Agaricomycetes; Agaricales; Mycenaceae
Product: MFS general substrate transporter
Exons: 15
Coding region: 1-1293 (430 amino acids)
Biological process (GO): tripeptide transport; allantoate transport; dipeptide transport
Cellular component (GO): plasma membrane
Molecular function (GO): allantoate transmembrane transporter activity; dipeptide transmembrane transporter activity
Source: RefSeq, a predicted model, not a curated record
AUGUCUACUAGUAUGUUAGACCGCGCUCAAUUAUGCCAAUCUCUUUGGUAUCAAAGCGUCGCUGCAUAUUACCACCGCCCAAUUCGUAUCGUCCCUCCCAUUCUUCCACGUCAAUCGAUGAACUUAUUUCAGGCUUGGUUUGCCAGCAUCUUUUGCAUCGGAUACCUUCUGGCGGCGGAGCCCAUGACCUGGAUGCUGCAGCGCUACCCCACGGGCCGUGUUUUGGGAGGCAUUUGCUUCCUAUGGGGCAUUGUCGUGAUGACAACGGCCGCCAGUCGCUCUUUCGCUGGCACUAUGGCAAACCGAUUCGUUCUGGGAGUGCUGGAGGCGUGCGUUACUCCUGGACUUGGAUUAAUGACGCCGCUCUGGUGGAAGCUCGAGGAAACGCCUGUCCGGCAUCUUACUUGGUACUGCUUCAACGGCGUCGCAAGUAUCGUGGGCGACUUUCUUGCAUACGGACUCGGACACGCGACCCACAGCUCUGUUCCGCCUUGGGCAUUGAUAUUCCUUGCACUCGGCGCGCUGACUACCCUCUGGGGACUGUUUCUAUUUAUCACCCUUCCAGAUUCGCCCGUCGCAGCGCGGUUCCUCAAUCAGCGCGAGAAGGCAAUUGCGAUUCGGCGCGUUGCUGCCAACCGGACGGGGACGAAGAACAAGGUCUUCAAGUCGUAUCAGCUUGCGCAGGCACUUUGCGAUCCGAAAACGUACCUGCUCUUCGUGGCCAGCAUCGCCGCUCAAAUACCCAACGGAGUCGUUUCAAAUUUCUCCAGUAUCAUCAUCAGCGGGAUGGGCUUCACGCGCUUCCAGACGACGCUGCUUGAUAUCCCGAGCAACCUGAUGCAGAUCGGGUCGCUCGUCGCAAGCGGGUAUCUCGCGGGCAGCCGCCUGGUCGCGUUUUGGUUUACGUCCUUCCAGUCGGUCGGGUUCUCGCUCUCGCUGGUUAUGGUAUCAGCCAAUGUCGGAGGCUUUACGAAGCGCCAAGUGACGACAGUGGUCACCUUUAUUGGAUAUUGCAUUGGAAACAUCGCCGGACCCCACGUCCUGCUGCAGUCUGAAGCGUCUGCUGGGUACCCGACAGCGACGAAGGCGAUGAUGGCGGGCUAUGUUGUGAAGACAGUGUGCCAUGUGUUGCUGGGAGCAUAUAUGUGGAACGACAAUCGCCUGCGCGAUCGUGUGGCGCUUAAGACGGGGGGUGAGUUACCGUCAGAAGAUGAGCGGGCAAGGCUCGCAGAACAGGAGGGCAUGAAGGAUGUCACGGAGUUUGACAAUAAGUGGUUCAGAUAUGUUUUGUAA